Molecule: messenger RNA, 3840 nt
Organism: Folsomia candida
Lineage: Eukaryota; Metazoa; Arthropoda; Collembola; Entomobryomorpha; Isotomidae
Gene: Pgant2
Product: polypeptide N-acetylgalactosaminyltransferase 2
Exons: 15
Coding region: 924-2849 (641 amino acids)
Cellular component (GO): Golgi apparatus
Source: RefSeq, a predicted model, not a curated record
UAUCCCAACAUGCGCCGUCGCUUUAGUCUCGACUCGUAUGGACUGCAGUGCAGUCGAUUCGCCUCCACAAAGAAAUCACGAAGAAAGAAAAUCAUUGCCAAACUUGAUCUUUCACGCUCCACUUAAUUGCGAAAAGUGCAAUUCAAACUUCCAGUAACAACUUGAUUGAAAAUUGUGCGGUGUGGGUGGGUCCAUCUCCGGAACGAACCCUGUUAAACGCUUCCAGCAUUUUCAUAGCGGAACAUAUAGUUGUAGGCCUGCACGAAAUCAUCUUUAACGACCUUGGGGAAAUCAAGUUGAAGAAAUUAUUUGAUCACUUAAAAACUCAAAUACAUUACAUACGUAAAACAAAUAGACAAUAAUAAAAUUCUGAGAUUUUGUAUUAGGCAUUUAAUUUGUCCAAAAUUUCGAUCAAACACGGUGUAUUUUGUUUGUGAGUUUAAUUGAUUGUAAAAUUCACCUCGCAAGUGUUGUGCCGUUGAUGAGUUGUGAAACCUAUAUAUUUACAAGUGCUUAAGCACUUUAAUUGUUUGGUUGAAUCAGUUAUAUGAUCAACUUGUUACGUACAGUUUUAGAGCCAAACAAUUCAUUUAACAAUUUCCGGCGACUGUGUAGUGUACACUAGCCAAACAAAUGCCAAUAAUAAUGUAUGUAAGGAGCCGGACUAAAUGCAGAUUGUGGUAAUUUGGACAGAAAAUAAGACGUAUAUAAACUAAUAAAAGAAGGUGGUGAUUAUUGAAUGAAACUUAUGGAUGGAGUUAAUUACUGAUUGAAAAUCUUACUAAAAUUACACCACCAACGACCUUGAGUGGGUGCAGAUAUUGACCCAGUUUUAGCACAUGAAUUGAAUGGAGCUGUCGUGACAUGAGGACAAAGUGAGCGUGGCCAAUUCUAAAUAACCACCAACAACACCACCUUCAAAAAUGAUGCUAAAACGGAACACCAAAGUGUUUGUGCUGAUUGCUGUGAUAUGGUUGUGUGGCGUGCUGUACUUCACCACAAGUACGAGAAACACCAAUCGAGAAGAUUCCCAAGGGAAUUUCAACAAGGAGAGCGUGGCAGAGUCCUUGUUGGGAGGAGGGGACACUGCAGGAUCGUCCGAAGCUAUUUCAAACGUUAACUUUGGUGGCGUCGGACUUCAGCAUACGAGUGAGCGAGAACAUAGUUCCAACUCUUUGCGAUAUAGAGAUGUGGCGGCAGGACCGUUGGGCGUGGGGAGCAGCACCACGAGUACCAGUACUUAUUCCUCUAAGUCAAAAUAUGACGUUGUGAUGGACUCUUCACGCAGGAAGGACACAUGGAUGACACACUCUCAAGCCAACACUUACACUGACCCCCAUCGCCCUCCCAGAACUGGGGCAGUCGUUGACCCUUUCGAACUCUUUGAUAAGGAGGCUUAUCUCUCGGGUGACAGAGUGACAGAGGGUCAAGACGCGUAUGGGAAAACCAAGUUUAACCAAUUGGCCUCUGACAAUCUGCCCCUUGACAGAGAUAUUCCCGACACGAGGAACCAGUUGUGUCGGCCAAAGGAGUACGAUGUGUCCAGCCUGCAGCCAACUUCCGUAAUAAUAACUUUUCACAAUGAGGCAAGAUCAACGCUCCUCCGGACAAUUGUUUCAGUUCUGAACAGAAGUCCUGCAGAGCUAAUUGAAGAAAUCAUCCUCGUCGAUGACGCGUCUCCAAAUCCCCAAGAUGGAUCUCUUUUAGAUAAAAUUCACAAAGUCAAAGUUCUUCGAAAUGAUAAGCGAGAAGGUUUGAUGAGAAGCAGGGUGAAAGGUGCAGAUGCGGCAUCCGCUCCGAUCUUAACCUUUCUGGACAGCCAUUGUGAAUGCAAUACGGGAUGGUUGGAACCACUGUUGAAUCUAGUCAGUCAUAAUCGCACCCAUGUGGUUAGCCCCGUAAUUGAUGUAAUAAACAUGGAUGACUUCCGAUACGUCGCUGCUUCCGCCGAGCUUCGAGGAGGGUUUGAGUGGAAUCUUGUGUUCAAAUGGGAGUACCUCAGUCCUCCUGAUCGUCGAGAUUUUGCCAAAGAUCCCACGAGGAUCAUUCGGACGCCAAUUAUUGCGGGUGGUCUCUUUUCUAUAAAUCGGGAGUACUUUAAUGAACUCGGGAAAUAUGACGUUCAAAUGGACAUCUGGGGUGGUGAGAACUUGGAAAUUAGUUUCCGAGUCUGGCAGUGCGGUGGAACAUUAGAAAUUGUGCCAUGCUCGAGAGUAGGACAUGUCUUCAGGAAACAACACCCAUACUCAUUCCCAGGGGGUUCGGGGGCAGUUUUUGCUAAAAAUACUCGGAGAGCCGCAGAAGUGUGGAUGGACGGAUAUAAAGAGUUGUACUACGCCAAAGUGCCACUUGCAAAAGCUGUGCCGUUCGGCAGCAUCGAUGAUCGGAUGGCGAUUAGAGAAAGACUUCAAUGCAAGCCUUUCAAAUGGUACUUGAAGAACGUGUACCCAGAUCUCAAGGUUCCGCAGCUGAUGGUUGUGCGUCAGGGGUCGAUUCAACAAGGUCAUCGGUGUAUCGACACAAUGGGAAAAUCAGUGUACCGCACAGCAGAACCUGCCCAAGUCUUUCAGUGUCAUGGAGCAGGAGGCAACCAGGAUUGGUCACUCACCAAAGAAGGUCAGAUUCAGCAUGAUGAUAUUUGUCUGUCAAUGCCUGCCUCCCUCUUCAUUGGAGCCCCAGUCGUAUUUCAAAGCUGUGACCAAGCCAGCAAGUGGUACUUCAACAAGGACGAGUUGAUACAGAGUCAAGACAAGCCUGGAUUUUGCGUGUCUGCCACACCCGACUCCAAUGACCUCGUGUUUGCGAUCUGUGACCAAGAUGACUACCUCCAGAAGUUCGAGUUUGAUUAAUUCCACAACACCUCAUGUCAUCAACCGACUAAUUUCUGCUACGGAGGAUUACUCAAGUCUGGCAAGACGCAUUUCAUCAAAGAUAUUAAAUUUGUACGCCAACUGCCAAGCAGCUAUUACUAUAUUACUCUUCGUGCUACCACUUUGUGUAAUAAAUUCAAGUUCAUUCAAGUUGAGUGCUGCGAGGUCCGAAAAAUUGGGACUCCAGUGCGUUUGACUACCCUCCAUCAUAUUUUUCAGACAAAUACCCCCACUUGUGAUAUACCUAUUGUUACUAUUGUUGAGAGAGUAAUGAGUGAAUGCAGUGAUAACAGAAAUGAAGGUGGUACAGAUACACAACUGUGUAUAACAAGUGGAUGAAAAAGAUUGAUUAUUAUUAGUACUAGAUAGUAGGAUUAAUGUGCAUGUACAGUUUGAUAGCUAACCUCGCAUAUGAUAUUACGAAUCGUAAUUUACGAUUCGUCACACAAAUACAAGGGCAGCAUUUACCUGCAACAACGAGAGUCGUAUUUAUGUGGUGACUAUUAUGAAUAAAGUUUUAAAUGGAGUUUCCGUAUAUAAUAAAACAUUUAUAAACGCAAGGAGUGUCUACGAGAGAAAAACAUGGGCCGUUCACUGAACUAUUGAGAUUAUAUUCGCGAUAUUGACAAUGAACUUAUAAAGAAUCUCGAACAAUCUGCUAUUAGCUGAAGCUGCACAAACCAUUUUAUAGUUAAAUAGAAAAGUCAAUAUAUUUAAGUGAUUUAUAUGUAUAAAAAUUGCAGUUUAAUUUACGACGACGUAUCGGAUUCUCAGAUUAUAUAAAAUUAUGUAUAUAAUAUAUAAGCCUUGUUAUAUUUCCUGUUCCAUGAAUGUAUCAUUAUUGUACAUCAUCAUCUUCGAUCUUCACUGUUGAUUUUUUAUUGUCUAAAUAUAUAAUUGCCAAUUUAUUAACAAUGAUGACGUUGAAUCAAUCUUCAAUACGAUAAAAUAAAAUGAAAUGACGAACAAA